Messenger RNA from Sinocyclocheilus grahami, 1171 nucleotides. RefSeq names its product GTPase IMAP family member 7-like. Lineage: Eukaryota; Metazoa; Chordata; Actinopteri; Cypriniformes; Cyprinidae. Bases 98 to 1171 code for a protein of 357 amino acids. The record is from RefSeq and is a predicted model, not a curated record. The transcript has 3 exons. Gene Ontology annotation, molecular function: GTP binding.
GUGUCACAACAGCUCGAGCUCAAAUCCCUUCAUUCUCUCGCUGGAUUCACACUGAGACUGGGAAACUUACAGAUAUCAGCCAAACCAACACAGCGUGAUGAACCCAGAACACACAGAGUCCGAUGAACCACCUGCUGAUCAAGAGCUGAGGAUGGUGUUGUUUGGAAGAAGUGAAGCUGGAAAGAGUUCAAUAGGCAAUGUAAUACUGGGUCGAGAGGCGUUUAAAGAGAGCAGAACCCGAGAGAGUGAGAAACAGACAGGAAGAGUAGAAGACAGAAACAUCUCCAUCAUCGACACGCCAGGUUUCUUCAACACUCAACUGACUGAUGAAGAGAUGAAGAAUGAAAUGAUGAAGAGUCUGUAUCUCUCUGAUCCUGGUCCUCACGUGUUCCUGCUCGUCAUCAGACUCGACAGAUUCAUCGAAGACGUGGUGAAGAUCGUAAAAAAGAUUUAUGAGCACUUUGGAAAGGACGCUUUCAGGUUCACCAUGGUGCUGUUCACGGGAAGAGAGGCGAUGUCCAAACGAGAGUGGAUCGAGUUCAGGCUGGACAGAAAAACUCGAGAACUGCUGAGCUUCUGUGAAGAGAAGUGUCACGUGAUCAUUCAUAAAAACAAGAGAGACAGGAAGCAGAUCGCGAGCCUGUUGGAGAACAUUGAUGAAGUGGUGAGGAAGAACGGACGAGAACAUUAUACUAAAGAGAUCUACGUGAAGAACAGUCAAGAUGAGACGAGGACGAAACGAAGAGAUGGAAAAGAGAAGAUCAGUCUAGACGCGCAAAUAACAAGCCAAGAGAAAGAGAAGAACAGAGAAGAAGACAACAGAGCAGAGGAACAGAUCAGAGAUGAAGAAACAGAAAACAGUGUUCAGAAAGACCAAAGAGCAACAAAUGAGAGAGAAAAAGGCUCUCCAGAAGGAAAUCACAGCGACCAAACACAUGAAACAAGUUUGAUCGGGCAGGAGAUGAAAACGACACCAGAACAUAAUUCAAUAAACGUGUCUGAUUUGAGGAUUGUUCUUCUGGGUAAAAGUGGAUCAGGAAAGAGCUCCACAGCGAACACCAUCCUGGCCAGAGAUGCGUUCACAACCAACACGAGUCUCCCAUCAAGCAGUCAAACCUGUGAGAAACAAGAAGCACAUGAUUUAAACAACUUAGUUUUAACAUUUCCCUGA